Messenger RNA from Symbiodinium necroappetens, 822 nucleotides. Lineage: Eukaryota; Dinophyceae; Suessiales; Symbiodiniaceae. The record is from the annotation of a GenBank genome assembly.
AUGAAGCCAGGCGACACCUGGAGGAUCUGGAUACCCAGUGCGAUCGGAUAUGGCUCCCGUGGGGCUGGAAGUGCAAUUCCGCCCGACACGGCGAUCUCCUUCGAGCUAGAGCUCUUGGAGGUGAGUCCUCCGGCGGAAGGACUGGCGUGGCUCUGGGAGCAGGCCCAGGCGAACCCAAUGCCGAUAGCCCUGGUGUGCCUCUUUGGCUUCCAGCUCUUGCAGGGCUACUUUCAGAAGGGUGGUCCUUCUGAUCUCAAGGAGCUGCCAAUUUCAGAAGCAUCUUCUGAGGAGAACCCUAAGGUGUUCCUGAGCAUGAAGAUCGGGGAUGCGGAGCCUGAGCAGGUGGUGAUCGAGCUUUUCGCCAAGAGCUAUCCAAAGACUGCAGAGAAUUUCCGUGCCCUCUGCACCGGGGAGAAGGGCGAGGGGAAGUCUGGCAAGAAGCUGACCUUCAAAGGCAACACCUUCCACCGGAUCAUUCCUGGCUUCAUGUGCCAAGGAGGUGAUUUCACCAACGAAAAUGGCACUGGUGGAGAGUCAAUUUACGGCGAGAAGUUUGAGGACGAGUGGACAAAUGGAUACAUCACGCACAGCAAAGCCGGCAUGCUCUCCAUGGCGAACGCAGGGAAGGAUACCAACGGCUCGCAGUUUUUUAUCACCCUAGCAGCCUGUACACACUUAGACGGGAAGCACGUCCUUUUUGGGCAGGUAACAGAAGGUCUUGAUAUUGUCAACAAGAUGGGCGCCACAGGUUCGUCAAAUGGAACUCCGAAGAACAAGGUUACCAUUGUGGAUUGUGGGGAGGUGAAGAGCAAAUCCACGUGA